Lethenteron reissneri (Far Eastern brook lamprey) is the source of this 4554-nucleotide messenger RNA. RefSeq names its product ATPase sarcoplasmic/endoplasmic reticulum Ca2+ transporting 2 (gene ATP2A2). NCBI's taxonomy places the organism in Eukaryota, Metazoa, Chordata, Hyperoartia, Petromyzontiformes, Petromyzontidae. Gene Ontology annotation, cellular component: membrane. The record is from RefSeq and is a predicted model, not a curated record. Gene Ontology annotation, biological process: calcium ion transport. Gene Ontology annotation, molecular function: ATP binding; P-type calcium transporter activity; ATP hydrolysis activity.
GUGCGUUGUGUGCGCGCAUAGCGUGGAGUUCAGACACACACACACACACACCCGCACACCCCUCCCACGCGCGCACACGCACACGCACACACCUCUGCACACCUCCCAGGCACCACACACAAUACACCACGCACACGCGCGUGCACCCGGAGCACAGUACGAAGAGGAAGAAGACGACGACGAAUAACAAGACAGAAGAUAGGGGCCACCAUCCCGGUGUGGGCUUAUAACUGCAGCGUGCGCGCGCGCGGGACACAGCGGCCGUGGUGGACUGGGGAGGGGGGGGGUUGGUGGAGCAAGCGAGGAAGGGUCGGUGUGGGUGGUUGAGAGCUGCUGCUGCUGCCGAGGAGGAGUGGGUGCUGUGUGGUGUGCUGAACCGGGACGGUGCGCGCCUGGAAAGAAGGUCGCUUUAAGGAGCCACCAUGGAUCAGGGCCACGCGAAGGAGGUCGCCGAGGUUGUGUCGUUCUUCAGCGUCGACCCGCAAAAGGGCUUGUCCCUGGAGCAGGUGCGGCGACUCCGCGAGAAGCAUGGACCCAACGAAUUGCCGGCGGAGGAGGGUAAGUCUCUGUGGGACCUGGUGGUGGAACAGUUUGAGGAUUUGCUCGUGAGGAUUCUGCUUCUGGCUGCCUGCAUCUCCUUUGUUCUCGCGUGGUUCGAGGAGGGCGAGGAGACGGUCACCGCAUUCGUGGAGCCGUUCGUCAUCCUGCUCAUCCUCAUCGCCAACGCCAUCGUGGGCGUGUGGCAGGAGCGCAAUGCGGAGAGCGCCAUCGAGGCGCUGAAGGAGUACGAGCCCGAGAUCGCCAAGGUGUACAGGCAGGACCGCCAGGCCGUGCAGAGAAUCAAGGCGCGCGAGCUCGUGCCCGGGGACCUGGUGGAGGUGGCAGUUGGAGACAAGGUCCCGGCUGACAUCCGCCUCUCAGAGAUCAAGUCCACCACGCUGCGCGUCGACCAGUCCAUCCUCACCGGAGAGUCGGUGUCCGUGAUCAAGCACACGGACCCCGUGCCAGACCCACGCGCCGUCAACCAGGACAAGAAGAACAUGCUCUUCUCCGGCACGAACAUCGCGGCCGGCAAGGCCGUCGGCAUAGUGGUGGCGACCGGCGUGAACACCGAAAUCGGCAAGAUCCGCGACCAGAUGGCAGCCACCGAACAGGAGAAGACUCCUCUGCAGCAGAAACUCGACGAGUUCGGGGAGCAGCUCUCCAAGGUCAUCACUCUGAUCUGCAUCGCCGUGUGGAUGAUCAACAUCGGCCACUUCAACGACCCCGUGCACGGCGGCUCGUGGAUCCGCGGCGCCGUCUACUACUUCAAGAUCGCCGUGGCCCUGGCCGUGGCCGCCAUCCCCGAGGGCCUCCCCGCCGUCAUCACCACGUGCCUGGCGCUGGGCACGCGCCGCAUGGCCAAGAAGAACGCCAUCGUGCGCAGCCUGCCCUCCGUCGAGACGCUCGGAUGCACCUCGGUCAUCUGCUCCGACAAGACCGGCACGCUUACCACCAACCAGAUGAGCGUUUGCAGGAUGUUCGUGCUGGACAAGGUUGAAGGAGACUCGUGCUCCCUGGCCGAGUUCCACAUCACGGGGUCCACAUACGCGCCGGAAGGAGACGUGUACAAGAACGAGAGCAAAGUGCGCACAGGGCAGUACGACGGCCUGGUGGAGCUGGCGACCAUCUGCGCGCUCUGCAACGACUCCUCGCUGGACUUCAACGAGGCCAAGGGAAUCUUCGAGAAGGUGGGAGAGGCGACGGAGACGGCGCUCACGUGCCUCGUGGAGAAGAUGAACGUGUUCGACACGGACGUGAACCGACUCACCAAAGUGGAGCGCGCCAACGCGUGCAACAACGUGAUCAAGCAACUGAUGCGCAAGGAAUUCACGCUGGAGUUCUCGCGAGACCGCAAGUCCAUGUCCGUCUACUGCGUCCCCACCAAGCCCACGCGCUCCGCCGUGGGUCCCAAGCUCUUCGUGAAGGGCGCGCCCGAGGGCGUGGUGGACCGCUGCACCCACGUGCGCGUCGGCACCACCAAGGUGCCCAUGACCCCCGGCGUCAAGGACAGGAUCAUGUCGACGAUCCGCGAGUACGGCACGGGCCGCGACACGCUGCGCUGCCUGGCGCUGGCGACACGCGACACCCCGCCACGCCGGGAGGACAUGGUUCUGGAGGACUCCACCAAGUUCGGCAGCUACGAGGCGGAUCUGACGUUCGUGGGCUGCGUGGGGAUGCUGGACCCUCCUCGCAAGGAGGUCAUGGGCUCCAUCAUCCUGUGCAGGGAAGCCGGCAUCAGGGUCAUCAUGAUCACCGGCGACAACAAGGGCACGGCCGUGGCCAUCUGCCGUCGCAUCGGCAUCUUCACGGAGGACGAGGACGUGGAAGGGAAGGCGUACACGGGCCGCGAGUUCGACGACCUGCCCAGCUCCGACAAGGGACCUGCCACCAUGCGUGCACGCUGCUUCGCCCGUGUCGAGCCCUCGCACAAGUCAAAGAUCGUGGAGUACCUGCAGGGAUACGACGAGAUCACCGCCAUGACGGGCGACGGCGUGAAUGACGCACCUGCGCUCAAGAAGGCCGAGAUCGGCAUCGCCAUGGGCUCCGGCACGGCCGUGGCCAAGUCGGCGUCCGAGAUGGUGCUUGCCGACGACAACUUCGCCUCCAUCGUGUCCGCCGUCGAGGAGGGCCGCGCCAUCUACAACAACAUGAAGCAGUUCAUCCGCUACCUCAUCUCCUCCAACGUGGGCGAGGUCGUGUGCAUCUUCCUGACGGCUGCCCUGGGCUUCCCCGAGGCGCUGAUCCCCGUGCAGCUGCUGUGGGUGAACCUGGUGACGGACGGCCUCCCGGCCACCGCCCUCGGCUUCAACCCCCCCGACCUGGACAUCAUGAACAAGCCUCCUCGCAGCCCCAAGGAGGGCCUCAUCAGCGGAUGGCUCUUCUUCAGAUACAUGGCCAUCGGAGGCUAUGUGGGAUGUGCGACAGUGGGAGCAGCCGCCUGGUGGUUCAUGUACGCCGAGGACGGGCCCCACCUCAGCUACUACCAGCUGAGCCACUUCCUGCAGUGCGGCCCGGACAAUCCGGCGUUCCACGACGUUGAGGACUGCGAGAUCUUCGAGUCUCCGGUCCCCAUGACCAUGGCGUUGUCCGUGCUCGUCACCAUCGAGAUGUCCAACGCCCUCAACAGUCUGUCGGAGAACCAGUCCCUGGUGCGCAUGCCGCCAUGGGUGAACCUGUGGCUCCUGGGCUCCAUGCUGCUCUCCAUGUCUCUGCACUUCCUCAUCCUUCACGUGGAACCCCUGCCGAUGGUGUUCCAAGUGAGUCCUCUGGACCUGACGAAAUGGCUCAUGGUGCUGAAGAUAUCCCUCCCCGUCAUCCUCAUCGAUGAAGUUAUGAAGUGCUUCGCACGAAACUACCUGGAGGCCUAACCACCUCCAAAAAACAUCAGUUCGACUCCAGGGAAGGACCGAGGAGUGGAAAACUGAGGCAGGGCGAGGCCAAAUCCCGGAGCCUGGAAUCCGGAGCCUGGAGCCUGGGAAGACACUGGAAGGGGAAGGGGGAGGGUGGGUGGGAGGGAUCAGACUUGCGUCGGUGAUUCCGCCCAUAUUUAUUCAUCAGGGAAAAAGCACAAAACGUACAAUUCGAUACGAAUCACAAAAUAGGUAAUUAUGUAAAAGGGCAGAUUUGUUCAGUUGCUAAAUGGGUAAAAUAUCAUCUCUUCCGGGUUAAUAUUUGCCCAUCAGCAAUUUGAUAUCUAGUUUGCUGGGUUUCAUCAGCAGGGUGUGGGUCUCGUGUAAGAAAAUGCUGAGAAAAGUUAAAGCAUUUUUCAUGCAAAUCUCUCAAACUUCUUUCCUGCCCCCAACCCAACCCCGAUCCCGAACCCUAUAACCACCUCGCACUCUACGCACGGUCAACGUGGGACAAACAGCUACCCCUCUCCCACUGUGACGCCGUGCCAUAUAUUCUUGGCGGGCGACGGUUUAGGGCCCGGAGAGUUUCGCCUUCUCAGUUUCAUGUCCACCGAUGACAUAAAAAAAUAAAAAAAAAAUCCCAUGUUUCUGUUUCUCCUCUUUGAAACAAACCAGACAAUAUUUAUUUAUUUAAAAAUCAUCGCCAGCACCAAACUGAAAUGCUAGAGAAACCACGCAAAAUGGGCAUUUGGUCGCUGCCAAAAAAAUAAAGUUUUUGUUGCGAGAAAUUUUAUUUUUUUUCCGUUUGUUUUAGGCGAGGGGGGAGAGGCUUCUAGUUGACGUCGGGGCGACACGGACCCCCCGGCGUGGCCGAUACCGCGUUCAAACUCCCCGCCAGGAGACCCGAGACGUCUUAAAGCGCGCGAGUGCGAGUGCGUGUGUACGCGUGUGCGCGUGUCCCUCCCGGCUUAUUCAUAAUGGCCGGCUGUCGCUCGUUGUGGACCCACGCUUUGUUCCAUGCUGCUUGCCCUGUAGUUUUUUGCGGUUUAUUUUUUUUGGGAUGAUGAUUUUAAAAAAGGUUUCAUGGAUAAAAAAACUAAAAAGUUAAAUUCACGAACGGUGGAAUUGAUGGUUAAUAAAGAAGUGGAAUGGGAAUGUUAAA